GGUGUAGGCCUUCAACGCAGAUUCAGAUUAAAUGUACGGAGGAAGAGAAGGAAGGACGGAGUAGAAGAAGAAACGGACUCUUCGCUGUAGAUCGAAAUGGCGGCGCCAGCAGAGAGGAUGGAGGUUUCUCAGGGAGAGAGCUCAGCCAAGCCUGCAGCUGAAGACAUGACAUCCAAGGACUACUACUUCGACUCCUACGCCCACUUUGGGAUCCACGAGGAGAUGCUGAAGGACGAGGUCCGGACCCUGACCUACCGCAACUCCAUGUUCUACAACAAGCACCUGUUCAAGGACAAGGUGGUGCUGGAUGUGGGCAGCGGGACGGGCAUCCUCUGCAUGUUCGCGGCUAAAGCCGGAGCCAAGAAAGUCAUCGGGAUAGAAUGCAGCAGCAUUUCUGACUACGCCGUCAAAAUAGUGAAGGCCAACAACAUGGAUGACGUUGUGACCAUCAUCAAGGGGAAGGUGGAGGAGGUGGAGCUGCCGGUGGACAAGGUCGACAUCAUCAUAUCGGAGUGGAUGGGCUACUGUCUGUUCUACGAGUCCAUGCUCAACACAGUCAUCUACGCCCGCGACAAGUGGCUGAAGCCGGACGGACUCAUUUUCCCUGACAGAGCUACUCUAUACGUCACGGCCAUUGAAGACCGGCAGUACAAGGACUACAAAAUCCACUGGUGGGAGAACGUGUACGGCUUCGACAUGUCCUGUAUCAAGGAGGUGGCCAUUAAGGAACCGCUGGUAGACGUGGUGGAUCCCAAACAGCUGGUCAGCAACUCCUGCCUGAUCCGGGAGGUGGACAUCUACACGGUGAAGGCCGAGGACCUGACCUUCACCUCGCCCUUCUGCCUGCAGGUGAAGAGGAACGACUACAUCCACGCGCUGGUCACUUACUUCAACAUCGAGUUCACUCGCUGCCACAAGAGGAUCGGCUUCUCCACCAGUCCAGAGUCCCCCUACACUCACUGGAAGCAGACGGUCUUCUACCUGGAGGACUACCUGACGGUGAAGAGCGGAGAGGAGAUCUUCGGCACCAUCAGCAUGAAGCCAAACGUCAAAAACAACAGAGACCUGGACUUCACCGUGGACGUGGACUUCACGGGUCAGCUGUGCACGAUGACCAAGUCCCUGGAGUACCGGAUGCGUUAGGUGUUUGUCUUCAUUAUGGACAGAUCAUGAUGUGAAAGUGGGGGCCUCUGUUAGGUCACGGCUCCUCGCAGCAACGUUUCAGACUUUUUUCCUCGUUUUCUUAUUCCGACGUUAACAGUAUUUAAAGCAUUUCACGUCUUUGAGUUCAAACGUGAUUCUGUGCCGUAGUUCCUUGAGGCGUUUGCUAAACAUCUUCAUGGUUUUGGGUCUUUUGCAUGUGUGGGUUUGUCUCCAUGGAAACGUGGUGGGACCCCCCCCCCUCUCUCUGGUUCCUCUGCUGUAGCCUCGUUUGGUUCAGUGUUGGUUUACAUGUUCUGCGACCCAAAAGGCCGUUCUAGUCCGGUUCCAUAAAAACUAAAAGGUUUUCUGUUUGUUCUGUUUUUUUGCUGCUUUUUUUAAAAAAAUAAAGCGUAAAGCGUCUUCAUUUUAACAACUGUACAUUCUGAGCUUUGACCAUCCAUUGGGUCCGGGGCGGGCUGCAGUUUGGUCCUGAAGCUUCUGUCAGCUGUGUGACCAUGAACGUACGUCUGCAGUUGAUCUGAUCAUGUGACUGUAAAUAAACGCAUCUUUAACGCCA
Molecule: messenger RNA, 1720 nt
Organism: Oryzias latipes (Japanese medaka)
Lineage: Eukaryota; Metazoa; Chordata; Actinopteri; Beloniformes; Adrianichthyidae
Gene: prmt1
Product: protein arginine methyltransferase 1
Biological process (GO): chromatin remodeling; peptidyl-arginine methylation, to asymmetrical-dimethyl arginine
Cellular component (GO): nucleus
Molecular function (GO): histone methyltransferase activity; protein-arginine omega-N asymmetric methyltransferase activity; protein-arginine omega-N monomethyltransferase activity
Source: RefSeq, a predicted model, not a curated record